This is a messenger RNA of Colletotrichum spaethianum, 627 nucleotides long. RefSeq names its product secondary metabolism regulator laeA. Gene Ontology annotation, molecular function: methyltransferase activity. The record is from RefSeq and is a predicted model, not a curated record. The coding region runs from base 1 to 627 and encodes 208 amino acids. The transcript has 2 exons. NCBI's taxonomy places the organism in Eukaryota, Fungi, Ascomycota, Sordariomycetes, Glomerellales, Glomerellaceae.
AUGGGCAUUACUAAGAAGAAUCCGAACUGUGCCGUCGUGGGCAUCGAUAUCGAAAAAGUACGCCCGCCGUACUCAGUACCCAACUGCCAAUUCAAGGUCAUGGACGCCACAGCCGACUGGACUCUCGACAAGCAGUUCGACUAUAUCCAUGUCCGUAUGCUCGGCGAUGUGGUGGACAAGGAGAAGUUUAUUCAGUCAAUCUACGACCAUUUGAAUCCUGGCGGCUGGGUCGAGUUCACCGAGUGGAUUGCCGUCCUCCAGUCUCCAGAUCGUUCUCUAGAGGGUAGCUCGUUCCAAAAGUGGAAUUCGCUCCUUGGCCAGGGUCUCAAAAAUAUGGGCCGCGACCUUGAGUACCCCAAGGAAUAUCAACAGCUGUUGGAGAAGGCCGGGUUCGAGAGGAUGAAACUAACGAAGCACGCUGCACCCACGAAUCCGUGUUAUCCGGGCAAAAAGUGCCAGAGAUUCGGCGCGAUGAUGAUCACAAAUUGGAACGCCAUCAUUGAACCACUCAGCGUUCCUGUCUUCACCAUCGGCCUUGGUUGGUCCGAGAGUCAGGUCCAAAUGCUGUUGAAGAAGGUCCGUAAAGAGAUUGCGGACACCAACUACCAUUCAUUCAUGACACUGUGA